Molecule: messenger RNA, 922 nt
Organism: Chlamydomonas reinhardtii
Lineage: Eukaryota; Viridiplantae; Chlorophyta; Chlorophyceae; Chlamydomonadales; Chlamydomonadaceae
Exons: 4
Coding region: 371-541 (56 amino acids)
Source: RefSeq, a predicted model, not a curated record
GUGACAUUAUGAAUGGUUUAUGAUUAGCUCCAACUGAGAAUUUCACAUAGGCUGAUUUUUCCAUCCGGGCGGAGAAGCUGGCUCUCGAAUCCGAGGACAAUCCGAGGACAACGGCUACCCCCGCUAACAACGGCUACCCCCGCUACAACGACAUUUUCGAGCACUUGCAAGUCGAGCACUUCCAGAUGCCUUCGCGCGAAGCUUGCUCCAUAAAAUCUUGGAUAGUGAGAUAUGCCUCUGAGAGGCUGCUGGGCUUCACCGUUCUUGGACCGUGUACCCGGGGAGUCACCUGUUGUCCAGGCUUACCAAAAGCCGCGUGGCCCGCAUUAACGAUUCAAGCACCGAUUCAGGUAUUACAAUUCUUAAGAGCAUGAGCGGCAGCAGCAGCGUGCCUCCGGGCCCAACUCAAUACCCGCAGGACUCGGCCGGGUCACAUGGCUUUGGAGAGAGCCGGAACGUGCAGGAGGAGCAGACUCUGGCGCUUGAAGUGCUGGCGCAAGCACCCGCCACCGGCCAGGUAGAUGCGCAUCAAGACCAGUAGCGGCGGCGCGCAUGGGGUACCAGGGCUGUGAGGGCGCAGCAGCGAGAGCGCGGAGCAUCUGGGAACAGGCAGUUGCAGGCAGUUUUAGCAUGACACCGAGUAUUCACUGUAUGCACUGGCUAUGGAGGUUGCAUCAGCAGGUCAGAUCAGUCAGAGGUCCAAACCGGGCGCUGCUGCGCCUGCUGGUGGACAAGUACGCGCACCCGGUGGUGUACAUGGACGAGUACUACACCAGCCAGGUACGCAUGUGCUCAUAAGGACUUGGCAGGGGCCACUACAGGGCGCAAGCACUCAGCUGCAUAUGAAUGUGUGAAAGCAGGUGUGCGCAAAGUGUGGACAGCGUCUGCUCGGUAACGGGCAGCGCUGCCUACCAAGUAUUGA